AUGUUUGGCGUCACGGCCGCCUGUGUCUUGGGAGGUACUCUGCACGAGUUGUUCAGAGACUUCAAGGACCGGGUCGACUUCCUCUGCGUGUACCUGGCCGAGGCACACCCGAAGGGGAGGUGGGGGUUUGGGUUUGAUUACCAGAAGAUGGACCAGCACAAGACCAUACAAGAAAGAGUGGAGGUUGCACGCUCACUGAUGGAGAUAGACGCCCAAAACCACCACACCUUCACCGACGAUCUCUCCAGUCAGACCAAACUCAGACUGGUGCUCGACAACAUGGACAACGGCUUCGCGCUGGCUUACGACGCGCAUCCAGACCGCAUCCUCGUCAUAGAGGGCGGCAGAGUGACGUUCAUUGGCCGCAACGUAAACGACCAGCUAGAUCAGCCCCACAUGUUGAUGACGGACGAGGCGAGGGAAUGGUUGCAAGAAAGACUUGGUUAA
Patiria miniata (bat star) is the source of this 447-nucleotide messenger RNA. Its product is annotated as type I iodothyronine deiodinase-like. The record is from RefSeq and is a predicted model, not a curated record. Lineage: Eukaryota; Metazoa; Echinodermata; Asteroidea; Valvatida; Asterinidae. The transcript is spliced from 3 exons. Gene Ontology annotation, molecular function: thyroxine 5'-deiodinase activity. Bases 1 to 447 code for a protein of 148 amino acids.